Molecule: messenger RNA, 3440 nt
Organism: Tachysurus vachellii
Lineage: Eukaryota; Metazoa; Chordata; Actinopteri; Siluriformes; Bagridae
Gene: zdhhc14
Product: zinc finger DHHC-type palmitoyltransferase 14
Exons: 9
Coding region: 876-2333 (485 amino acids)
Biological process (GO): protein targeting to membrane; peptidyl-L-cysteine S-palmitoylation
Cellular component (GO): endoplasmic reticulum; Golgi apparatus
Molecular function (GO): protein-cysteine S-palmitoyltransferase activity
Source: RefSeq, a predicted model, not a curated record
UGUACAAGAUGUUUUUAAUGGGAGCGAUUGCGCAUUCCAGACUCUUCUCUGUCGGUUAUCAGAUAUUUCAUUAUAAAUAAAUUCAGUAUUUACAGGACAAAUAAACACUGGGAUCCGCCUACAGAGAAGUCUGUGCGCUUGUGAUCUGCAGGUUGGAGAUGUGAUUUGUGUGAAAUACACUGUAGAUGUUCAGACACCAGCUGAGUUGAACCACAAGCCUCCAUGUGAUCCAGACGCGCGUCAUUCUGUAGCUCCUCAUCACUGAAGCACCGUUUUGCGUGGAGCCUGAAACAGUGACAGCAUUUUGCAGCCUGGUUGUUAAAUGAUUCCCAGACGGAGAUCAGACAGCGGAUGUAGGAGGACACUAGAAGGACGGGGUUGCUUUUCUAGUCUGGAAUAAACAGCGAGGUCUCUACGUGGAUAAACAGAGGCAUCUCUUCACUCCACAGCGGUACAAUGGAGAAGAACCGAGACGCAAGAAUCGUCCUUAGAAUUUCUCCCAAAUUUUCUUCCCACUACCUGCUUUCCUCCUCUAGCUGCUUAGACCCUGAUGGAAAUCCACACACUGGAUUAUAAGGCUUCAAUUAAAGCAUGGAUGUUGGAUUCAUUCCUCUGGUCUGGAUAUCUCUUUAAUGAAAUAAGGAACUAUUUGUACUAUAGGUGCCAUUAGUUCAUUGAAUCCGUUCAUCACUCUGAAUCUAUAAUGGACAGAAUGAUAGCAUUCCGGUCAUCUCUUUGGCUCUGAUAACGCACACAUUUUCUCCAUCUGUUCAUCAGGAGCGAUGUUUUUCCACAUGACGCCUCUGCAUGCAGACGUUCUGGCUUUCUGUUAUUUGAAAUCAGGUGUUUGCUGAGGAAUAAACAAGACCCACGACAUGCAUCUUGGACUGGAUGACAGCAGGGAAUGUCAGUACAAUCAGAUCUGCACCCAUCAUAACUCCUCAUCCAUGGAAACCCCACACACCAAGAAGAGGAGAGUGAAGAGAAAGUGGCAGGUCUUCCCAGGCCGGAACAAGUUCUACUGCGAUGGGCGGAUCAUGAUGGCAAAGCAGUCUGGUGUGUUCUACCUUACCAUAGCUCUGAUCCUGGUGACCAGUGGGCUGUUCUUCACAUUUGACUGUCCGUUCCUGGCCUCUAACUUGAGCCCGGCCAUUCCAGCCAUCGGUGGUGUGCUCUUCCUCUUCGUUAUGGUCAUGCUACUCCGUGCGAGCUUCAGCGACCCUGGCGUUCUGCCCCGAGCCACUCCAGACGAGGCGGCCGACGUAGAAAGGCAGAUAGAUGCAGCUAACGGUGUGAGUGGUGUGAGCUCACGGCCUCCUCCCAGGACCAGAGAGGUGCUAAUCAACGGGCAGACGGUCAAACUGAAAUACUGCUUCACCUGUAAAAUCUUCAGACCACCAAGAGCCUCACACUGCAGCUUGUGUGACAACUGUGUGGAUCGUUUUGACCACCACUGCCCCUGGGUAGGCAACUGUGUGGGAAAGCGAAACUAUCGCUUUUUCUACCUGUUCAUCCUCUCGCUCUCCUUCCUCACCAUCUUUAUCUUCGCCUUCGUCAUCACCCACGUCAUUCUGAGAUCCAACCGGACCGGGUUUCUCAGCGCCCUCAAAGACAGCCCAGCUAGUGUUCUGGAGGUGGUCGUGUGCUUUUUCUCCAUCUGGUCCAUCGUGGGUUUGUCGGGUUUCCACACCUACCUGAUUAGCUCCAACCUGACCACUAAUGAGGACAUUAAAGGUUCGUGGUCAUCCAAACGAGGAAGAGACAACUACAACCCCUUCAGCUAUGGAAACAUCCUCACCAACUGCUGCGCUGCUCUGUGUAGCCCUUUACCGCCCAGUUUAAUUGACAGGAGAGGUCUUGUAGAACCAGAUGCCCCUCAGCCAGCAGCUCAGUCAAAUGGGACCAAUGCGUGUCCUACAACUCAGCUCCAGAGUCACAUGUGUCACCAAGAUCAGUGCAUCCAGAGCACCAAAUUCGUUUUGCAGGCCGCCACCACGCCUCUUCUUCACGCCCAGCCGGUUCUGUUGAGCGGGGGCGCUGUCUUGCAGGUCAAACCGUCGAUGGGUAUGCCUUGCUCACUUCACCCUUCGCUGCCGUCCUCCACUACCAGUCUGGGUUGUGGGGGCGAGCUUUUGGCUUUACAUGACCCCGAGAGCCUCUGCCACCACCACCACCAGCUCAGCCAUGAGGCCUUUGCCAGCCCUGAGGAGAUGCCCUCCCCGGCCAUGGCGCUGCCCUGCGCCGCCCACCUGGCGCAGCUGUAUGAUCCGGCCAGCCAGGACUCACUGCACGAGGAUUCAGUACGCGGCCUGGUGAAGCUCAGCUCUGUCUAACAACCCCCGGAAAGCGCAGAGCCAAAAGCCAUAGUUUGAUCUAUAUAUAGGACGGUGAAAUACUUCCAGUGACAGUUUACCUUUCAGCCACAACAGGAUCUAACAGCCUCAAAUGAAAAAAGGACCAAGAGCAGUCUUCCAGCUCGUCUGUGUGCUUACGCAGGAGAGCUGAUCUAUUAGCGCUCUCGCACUACGCCUCAAAAUAAAAUCUGUAUUAAAGGACCAGACUAAAAUCAAAAGAUAUCUUAGCAAGUGAAAAUAUCUCAGAUAAAGUGGAAAAAAAACAAUAAAACAAACCUGAGUAGAAAAUCAGACAGCUUGAACAGAUUACAAGCUUGAAAUGAGAUUCUUUUGGAAAUUUUACUUGGCUGAUUUAUUUGUAGGAUGAAGGAAAAAUAAUCUGAUAAUAUAAAGACAAAGACAAGCUUUAAAUUUAAACCAAAAAAUAAAAAAUGACUAGAAAUAUGUUUAUGAUGACAAAUACAUAGAUAUUGCUAAUUUGUUUCCUAAAAACAUUCUGUUCGAUGGAACUAUAAAUGGAUAAAAACUAUGACAGGGUGCUGAAUAAUAAAUGAAAAAUCGUUCACACGAGUAAAUUAUCGUGGAAGAAUAAAUCAGCGUGUGCGGCUUCACACUUCGUCUCAUCGUAGAUUAUUUUCCUCUAAAGACAUUCCCUGUGUUUUUUAUUCCUUUAUUAGCAAAAUGAACCUUUAUUCAGGAUAUUUUCACGUGUUAAGAUGUCAUUUAUGGAGUACAUGUAGACAAAACUGACCUUUGUUCCCAAGAACGUGCUUCUUGUGUCAGCGAGAAACCGAGAUGUCCCACUAUUAUGAUAUAGCACUUCAUGAUUUCUGGAAGAACUAGAAUACAUCGCUCUUCUUCACACGCAGGCUACGAUUCGGACGACGGAUGUUUUACGGCGUGGAACGCUACAGACGGUUGGUGUGUAAAUGCAAUCUCACUGCCUUUUUACAUCUCUCUGGGCUUCUGCCGACAAUAUCGUUCUGGCAAUACGGCAAUAUGACGGCGGGCUUAUUAACAUGGGUGAAUAUAUUGCAUCAGAUCUUUUUGAUAUGUCUGAAUCACACAUUAUGUUGAUGUGAUUUA